UGAGACACUUUUUCUUCACUUCUCCUGGGUCCUUUAUAUUUCAUUUGAAAACCCAACAAAUUGGAAUUGAAAAUAUUGUGGGAUCAAAACCCAAGAAAGAGAGAAUAAUGGGUCACCUAUCCAAAGCUGCAGCUGCCUCUCUGUUUUUAACUCUGUUUCUGGUUUCCCACCAAACACAAGCGCAAGAUUUCAAUUCUUUGCUCCACAAUAACAAUGCUACUGGCUCAGAAGAAACUGUAGUAGCUAGAAAACUCGCAAGAGGUCAAUGCAACUGGUUCAGAGGUUCAUGGGUUUAUGACGCUUCGUAUAAUCCUCCCUACGAUUCAAACUGCCCCUUCAUAGAUCCAGAGUUCAACUGCCAGAAGUAUGGCCGCCCUGAUAAAUCUUACCUCAAAUUCCGAUGGCAACCCUCUUCUUGUUCACUUCCCAGGUUCAAUGGGUUGAAUUUGCUGCAGCAAUGGAGGGGGAAGAAGAUUAUGUUCGUGGGAGAUUCAUUGAGUUUGAACCAGUGGCAAUCACUAAAUUGUAUGAUUCAUUCUUGGGUACCACAUGUCAAGUACACUUUCAUCCCAUUCAGAAAUGGCUUAGCCUCAGUCACAUUCCAGGACUAUGGUGUUCAAAUACUACUAUACCACACAACAUACUUGGUCGAUCUUGAUAGCGAGAAGGUUGGAAGAGUGUUGAAGCUAGACUCCAUUAGGGGCGGUAACGCAUGGAGAGGCAUGGACGUCCUCAUUUUUGACACGUGGCAUUGGUGGACUCACACCGGAAGAACCCAACCAUUUGACUAUAUUCAAGACGGGGGUAAAUUGUACAAAGACAUGAAUCGGCUGAUGGCGUUUUACAAAGGGCUGACCACUUGGGCUAGAUGGGUUGAUCGCAAUGUUGAUCCUUCCAAGACCAAGGUCUUCUUCCAAGGCAUUUCUCCCAUUCAUUACGAGGGCAGGGAUUGGAAUCAACCUUCAAGAUCAUGCAAAGGUGAAACAACACCAUACUCAGGGGCAAGAUACCCUGCAGGGACACCCCAGUCAUGGGUAGUUGUUAACAAAGUUCUAAGUAGGAUUAAGAUUCCAGUUUAUCUUCUUGACAUUACAUACCUAUCACAACUGCGCAAAGAUGCACACCCUUCUGUUUAUAGCGGCGAGCAUUCCGGCACAGACUGCAGCCAUUGGUGUCUUCCUGGACUGGCAGAUACUUGGAAUGACUUGUUUUAUGGGGCUCUAUUUGGUUAAGACUCUAGACCGGCAGAGCUAAGCAAUGUUGUAUUUAAUUAGAGUCGCGUAUUCUUGAAACAAAAGGAUACUCAUUGUUUCAGAAGGUUAGAAAUUAGGUAUUGUUUAAUGUUCUUUGCAUUUCUUGUGCAUUCGAUAGCAAUAAGGGAGUUGGUGGUGCAAUUGUACAUUUCAUUCUUAUAUAUUGGCAGAGAGUUCAUUUGAAUUG
Molecule: messenger RNA, 1440 nt
Organism: Argentina anserina (silverweed cinquefoil)
Lineage: Eukaryota; Viridiplantae; Streptophyta; Magnoliopsida; Rosales; Rosaceae
Product: protein trichome birefringence-like 39
Exons: 5
Coding region: 108-1232 (374 amino acids)
Cellular component (GO): Golgi apparatus
Molecular function (GO): O-acetyltransferase activity
Source: RefSeq, a predicted model, not a curated record